This is a messenger RNA of Schistocerca americana (American grasshopper), 2253 nucleotides long. RefSeq lists its product as uncharacterized. The record is from RefSeq and is a predicted model, not a curated record. The transcript is spliced from 3 exons. The coding region runs from base 80 to 547 and encodes 155 amino acids. Gene Ontology annotation, molecular function: peptidase activity. NCBI's taxonomy places the organism in Eukaryota, Metazoa, Arthropoda, Insecta, Orthoptera, Acrididae.
AGCGAAGAAGGCUGUAUGCAUUUGUGGUGCCAGGCAGAUCUUCAAUCUUCUUUGAAGGAUAAUUGAGGAAUUUCUCGGGAUGGCGACUGCGACGGUGACGCUGUACUCGCACGCGCCGCGCUCCAUGGGGAAAUUCAUGGCGCACUUGGUCGGUCUGUCGGACAACAUGUGGCCGUCGUACUCGCGUCUCAAGCACUGGAGCCUGCUGCUGCACUUCGACGGCGACCCCGAAGACGAGGUCUGGCUGUGCACGCUACGGCGCAGUAGCCUGGGCGGCAGCCAGAAAUUCUCCACGGGAGGGGAAGAGAUUGCAUAUUACUGCAAAAAAGUAAGCAAGCACGAACACCGAAUUGGAAAAUAUGCAGAGACAUUUUAUUCUCUCGGUACAGUGAAUAUAACCGUUGAAGAACUGAAAGAAAUGUGUAAAAAUAAUAAGUGUAAUGGACGAAAAUACAAUGUUUUCAAAAGGAAUUGUCAAGACUGGACAAGAGACUUGUGUAAGAGACUCGACAUUUGGGAUAGAAAAGGAAAACAAAUUCGGACUUGAAACAAAACAGUUAUGAAGGUGCAAACACAACAUGUGUGCAGCUUCUUGGUAGUUAAAUGAAAAGUCUCAAGCUUUUCAGAUGACUUUGUCAGACAUGAGCUUCGAGAGGUCACAAUGCUGGCAGUGUGAAAUGUUUGUCAAGUAUGGUGAAGCUUUUCACAGUACUCAUGUUUAUGAAACACGGUUGCAAGUUAGAGUGUCAGUACAUAAUCUGAAUCAUUCUACUUUCAUGAUGUAUGGACUACUUUGUUUGUAACAACUAGAUGAAACUGUGACGUGUAAAUAGAAAUGUUCGUUUGUAAUUUCUUUGUUUGCAUUUAAGUAUAGGAAGAAUAAGAUGAGGAGAGUAUUAAAAGACUGUAGUUAUCUCUCAGAAAGUGCUCAAGUAUUACUUAGUCAAUGCCACAUUGGUAAUAAUGUACAUAAAUGUUUCUGUUGAGAGAUAACAUAUAUCUGUGUUAGACAUGUGUGACGUUUCCAUGUACUUAAAAGCUUGUGUGUGUCUGUUUAGAGAUUUCUUUAUGGAAAGGCACAGCAAAUACUUUUUUUAUAAUGAUGUGAUCUCUAGUUAUAAGCCAAAGGAUACCAUCAUCUUGAAGCAACAUUUCAAUGAUUUUCCUGCUUAUGAUCUUCAUAAGAUGAUGAUGGGCAGGGAACUUUCCAAAAUAUUGCUUGAAGAUAAUGUUGCUACUUGUUUUGAUAACCUGAAAAUUAUUUAUUAUUAUUAUUAUUAUUGUGUGGCACCCAUUAAGAGUUUCUAAAUAACAAGAAUAGAUAUACUUGCCCAAGUAUUGCUAAACAAUUUGACACAAUAGUUAUUAUUCAUUAGUGACAGAACAAAUCCACCUACUAUGAAAGAUGCUACUAGUUAAAUAGCACAUUCAAAAUACAUAUAAAGGCAUAGCCUAUAUGAAAAUGGAGGCCUUCUUGGUGAUUUAAUAAUUAAAUCCGAGGUUUAGUUACCAAGGAAGAUUUAAUCAGUAAAAGUCACCAAGAAGGCAUGCAUUUACAUUCAUGCUAUUCCUUUAUAUGUAUCAUGAGAGUUCUAAUUAGCUAGCAGCAUCUUUGUUGGAUGUGAAUUUGUUCCAUCACUAAUAAAUAACAGCUGUUGCAUUACAUUUAUAUAGCCAAACUCUCACAUUUUGAGGUCUUAUUAGUUUCAGAAUGGAGGCCAAUGUGAGAUUAUAAGGUGUGUCAAGAACAGCUAUAUUUCUUAAGAUUACUUGCUAUUGUUUUGCUGUAUUUCAGAGGGUAACCAAAAGCUCUCAGAUUUUGCAUUAUGGCAAAUUCUGCAUGAAGCUCAGUGAAUGUACAAAUAUAAGUUGAUAGGCAACUUUUGUAUUUCUGGAUUUCACACUGUAAGAUUGCUUAAGACAAUAUACACUCCUGAGUAUUUCAUUUAGACUGACAUAAACAUGACCAAAAUUAUUAUUAAUUCUUAGUUUUUGAACCAUAAACUGCUUAGAAUAAUUAUUGACUGUUUUCUAACAAAAUACUGGAAUAGUGUGUCAGAAUUUCUGCAUGUUUGUAUGCAUAGGCUGAUAGUAAUAUAUGAAUAUGAUAUUACUAAACAGACUAUGUUUAAUUCUCUUUAUAAUAUAGAAGUGGCAAGGCCAUAAUUUUUCUGAAAAGGGCAAAUGAUGCAUGCCUGGAAAGAUUUUCAGAAAUUAAACCAUAAUCUUGCCUGGUAAUAGGUGUUCGCACAA